AUGGAUAAAGAUGAGUUUAACUAGUUGAAUGAUAAAAUUAAUAAGAAGAUUAAUCAAAAUUAUAUUGUAGACUUGAUUUCUAAAGCUAAUCAAACUGUUAGAACAUUAAAUUUAAAAUUAAGAAGGAAAUAAAUGAAAGACAAAAUAGAUAAAGAUUACUUUAAUGUGUUGAAUGGCAAUAUAAAUUUUGAAAUUAGUGAUAAAGAUUAUUUUAAUUUGAUUACAACAAAAGCUAAUCAAACAAUUAGACCUUUGACAUUAAAGUUAAGAAUGAAAUAAAUGAAAGAUAAAAUGGAGGAAGAAAUUAUUGUAAAAUAUUAUUAUUAAUUAGUAGAUUUCAAAAAUGAAACAUGAAAGCAAUUAGUCAUAAUAAAAUAAUGAUGAAUUUUAUAAAAAUAUAUUCUUUUUGCAUAAAAAGAGGAAAAAUACAUUUAACAAUAAAUCUAUGAACAAUCAUAGUGAAGCAUUAAGUCCAUUAACUUAAAGAAAUUUCACUUAAUAUUCACCUAAAAGAUUAGUAUCAUAAUUUAAUAAAACAAUGUUACCAUCAUCUCCAAUAGUAUAGACACAUAUGACAAAGGUUUAAAGAUAUUAAGAUUACUUAAAAAUCAAUCAAUAGAUUAUGAAACAUAAAGGAUAACUGAAUGAAUAGAUUUUGAAUCUAUUGGAAGAAAAAGUGUAAAUAAAUAAUUAAAUUAGUCAUAUAGCAAAAUCAUUUAAAUAAUCAUGCACUAAAUUCGGAGUAGAUUCUUAUGAUUAAACUUUAAAAACAAUUUAAGAUCUUAAACAUAAUAUUACUUAAAAGGUUAUAAAGGAAUGUAAUACUAUUUAUUAGGAAAAAUAGAAUCAUAAAUUGAGUAUUCUUGAAAAAACCUAUACAGUAAAUAAAAUUAAUUAUUUAAAAGUAUUUUUUAAAGGUUUUGGAUGUAAUUUAAUAAAUGGAUGAUGAAAUAUACUAAUAUAUGUUGAAUUAUAAAUUCAAAAAUCAAUUCAAUGAUUAGAACACUAUUCUUGAAGAUAUAAAUUAAAUGAGAGAUGAUGCAUAUAAUGAAAAAGUUCGAACUUUUAGUAAAUAUCAUGAUAUUGAUCAGGAAAAGAAAAGAGAUAGAUAAAAACUUAAUAAAGUUAAAGUUUAUUUUUGAUUUAUUAAUUUUAAUUAUAACAACUUAAAAUAAUGAAUUUUUAAGCAAGCAAAAAAAGGGUUAACAGUUAAAUAGAAUCUUAAUAAAAUUAAAUUGCAGAAUUAUAGGCUACAUCAUUUGCACUCUAACAAAAAGUUGAAGAUUUAUAAAAAGAAAUAAAAGAAUUACACUCUUAAAAUCACAAAUUAAAUCAUCAUAUUAAAAUUCUUAAAGAUUAAAAUGAUGAUUUGAAGUUUGCUUAAUAAAAAGAAGGUAAUUAUUUUUAUAUUAAAGAUAGCAACUUUUAUGAUUGAAGUUGAACACUUAAGAACUGAUAAUCAAAGACUUAUAACCUUAUUAGGUAGUUAAGAUAAAGAUUUGAGAUUUCUCAGUUCUUUAGAAACACAAAAAUCAGAUCUUCCUGAAUGUUUAUUGUGGGUUCCUUAGAAGGCUUUUGAAAUAGCUCAUUAAUUUAGAGAAAAAUAUAAAGAUAGUGAUUAUUUAGGUGAUAAAUAAAUUUAACUGCUUCUUUUUGAAUUGAAUAAAGUAUGGGCUGUUAGACAAUUUGAAUAGUAAAAAUUAUAGAAUGUAAUUAUAUUUAAGAUAGAAUUUUAGUCAAUUAAUAAUUUAGAAAAGCAAAAGAUAUAGAGUAAAACUAAUGUUCCUUAUUCAGAAUUUUAAUUAAGCUAAUAAGUGGAAAGAUUAAAAAAAUAAAUAAAAGAAUUAAAAAAAGAGAAUCUUGAUUUAUAUGCUAAUCGUCCAGAAAGAGGAACAAGAAGUAUAAGAAUAGCAUCAGCAAACAAUACUCGAAAAUGA
Paramecium pentaurelia is the source of this 1937-nucleotide messenger RNA. Lineage: Eukaryota; Ciliophora; Oligohymenophorea; Peniculida; Parameciidae. The record is from the annotation of a GenBank genome assembly.